Messenger RNA from Magnolia sinica, 1367 nucleotides. RefSeq names its product protein UNIFOLIATA. Lineage: Eukaryota; Viridiplantae; Streptophyta; Magnoliopsida; Magnoliales; Magnoliaceae. The record is from RefSeq and is a predicted model, not a curated record. Gene Ontology annotation, biological process: regulation of DNA-templated transcription. Bases 64 to 1242 code for a protein of 392 amino acids. Gene Ontology annotation, molecular function: DNA binding. The transcript has 3 exons.
AAACUCGAGCAAUCGAGACGAGAGUGAGAGAGAGAGAGAGAGAGAGAGAUUUCAUUCAUUUCAAUGGACCCAGACGCCUUCUCCGCCAGCUUCUUCAAGUGGGACCCACGCGCCGCCACCACGCCAUCAGCUCUCCCACCACCACCACCCCAACAGCCCCGUCUCCUCGACUCGGUGGGCCCACAAGCCUUCUGCAGGCCCACCUCUCUGGGCGGCUUAGAAGAUUUCUUCCAGGCGUACGGCGUCCGCUACUACACCGUAGCGAAGAUGGCCGAGAUGGGAUUCACCGUCAGUACACUGCUGGACAUGACAGACGAGGAGAUCGACGAGAUGAUGGCUAGCCUCUCCCACAUCUUCCGGUGGGACCUUCUCGUCGGCGAGCGGUACGGCAUCAAGGCCGCUGUCCGAGCCGAACGGCGCCGGCUCGACGACGACGACACCGUAGCUCGAAGGCGCCAGCUGCAGCUCGGAGGCGCCACCGCUGACGCCAACGCCCUUGACGCGCUCUCCCAGGAAGGUAGAUCAGGGUUAUCGGAGGAGCCGGUGCAGCAGCAGGAGAAGGAGGCGGCGGGGAGCGGAGGCGGAGGGCUGUGGGAGGCGGUGGUGGAGAGGAAGAAAAGCCGACAGCAGCGGCGGAGGAAGGCGGCGAGAAGCGGAGGAAAGGAGGAGGAAGAAGAGGAGGAGGAUGAGGAGAACGGAGGAGGUGGUGGUGGGGUUGGGGAGAGGCAGAGAGAGCAUCCGUUCAUUGUGACAGAGCCAGGCGAGGUGGCCCGCGGGAAAAAGAACGGCCUGGAUUAUCUGUUCCAUCUGUACGAGCAGUGUCGGGAGUUCUUGAUCCAGGUCCAGAGUCUGGCUAAGGAGAGAGGCGAGAAGUGCCCCACCAAGGUGACUAACCAGGUGUUCCGAUACGCCAAGAAAGCAGGCGCGAGCUACAUCAACAAGCCGAAGAUGAGACACUACGUGCAUUGCUAUGCAUUGCAUUGCCUUGACGAGGACACGUCGAAUGUGCUUCGUAGAGCUUUCAAGGAGAGGGGAGAAAAUGUUGGGGCAUGGAGGCAGGCAUGCUACAAGCCGUUGGUGUCCAUGGCGGCCCGCCAGGGGUGGGACAUCGAUGCUAUCUUCAACGCACACCCCCGUCUCACUAUAUGGUAUGUCCCCACCAAGCUGCGCCAGCUAUGCCACGCUGAGCGCAGCAACACUGUCGGAUCGGCCACGGUGACUGCUGUGCAACCGCCCAUCUAGGCCCACUAAAAUGAGCCAUUGAUCAUGUAUAUGUAGGGUCAUUGGAUCAAGGAUUUUGCUAACUUAGAACCGUUAUUUCGAUGUUACAUCUGAUGAAAAAUGCAACAGGUUGUGUUCUUUGUGCA